CCGGUGCAUCGCACAAAUCAUGUCGACCUCAAUAGAAGUAUCCAAGUGGCGGCAUCUCCCACCCCCGCCCGGCUUCGCGUCCACAGUAUCGUCCUCCAAGAGCUCCGGGAAAGCCGUUGCUGCCGCGACAGCUUCAACAGCUUCUUACGAGGAACUCAAGUCGAAGCGAGCAUGGGACCUCGCGUUCUCGCCUGCUAAAUCCCUGCCGAUGCAGGCGUUCAUGCUAUACAUGUCCGGAGGAGGCGUUCAGAUCUUCAGCAUGGGUAUCGUGUUCAUGCUGCUCUCGAGCCCCUUUAAGAACCUUGCGGCGAUCAAUACCGCGUUCGCGCCUUUCGCCCCCGCCUCCGCACCACCGAAGUCCCUGACCACGCUUCCGCUGCAGAAGGUUGCAUACCUCCUAUGCAACCUUCUGACGCUUGCUCUGGGUCUUUGGAAAUGUCGGUCGAUGGGUCUGCUUCCGACUGGCACGGGAGAUUGGUUGGCGUUUGAGACAAGAGGACAGCCCCCGGAGAUUUUGCUCAUAUGAUACAUUUCCUUUGUGGGUCUCAUUAUUUUGUUGCCCGGACGGUAAUCUAUUCUCUGUGCGAUGCUAUCAAUCAACGCACGCUUCACUGCGUCUUCC
This is a messenger RNA of Dichomitus squalens LYAD-421 SS1, 622 nucleotides long. RefSeq lists its product as uncharacterized. The transcript is spliced from 5 exons. Lineage: Eukaryota; Fungi; Basidiomycota; Agaricomycetes; Polyporales; Polyporaceae. Bases 20 to 526 code for a protein of 168 amino acids. Gene Ontology annotation, cellular component: EMC complex. Gene Ontology annotation, biological process: protein folding in endoplasmic reticulum. The record is from RefSeq and is a predicted model, not a curated record.